CGUGAUCAGACCGAGAGAGCAUCAUGGCAUUUCUCUCACACACAAAUAAAAUGCAGUCAUGUUGUCAAGUACAACCAGCGACAAGUUACAGCAGGAUGACCCGGUGAAAGCAGCGCGCGGUCAAGCCCACAUCUGCAAACUGCAUCAGCCUGAUUUAGACUUCUAGAUGAUGGCAAGAUGAGACAGCAAAUGCUCACGAGAGUGAGUGUGUGUUGCUGCUGUUAUAGUUGUCAAACAAGUCUCCGUCCGACACCAGGUCCUCUGACGACAGCUUGACGCACUCAGGUUGCCAGAUUGAACACACCAACAGGAGCGAGGGUUCCUGACUAUCAAGCCUUACAUUGGAAUGGAAGUAUAAAAGACGUGUUUUGUUGAGGACUGAGCGAUGGAGCAGGGGUCAGAGGAGAACAUGGAGAGCUCAUGGACACUGCUGUCCUGGAUGGCUUCUGGCGUGAUGGUUUUUGGGGGCGCAGUGCCGUAUGUUCCGCAGUACCAGGAGAUCCAGAGGACCAGCAACGCUGAGGGAUUCUCAACAAGAGUCUGUCUGGUGCUGCUCAUCGCAAAUAUACUGCGCAUUUUCUUCUGGAUAGGCAAACAAUUUGAGCUGCCUUUGCUUCUACAGAGUGUGGUGAUGAUUCUCACCAUGUUGGCGAUGCUGCAUUUGUGCUGUUCAAUCCAGAGCAGCAACCGUGUCAGUACCAAACAGCACCACAUCACAGAUUUGGACCUUCGGUAUUUUUGGAGCUGGAGUUCUUUUGAGGAUUAUCUGAUGUUUUGCUUCGCCUUUACACUGCUGUGCGCUUUCAUAACGUUCCUCUUUUUGGAUUGGCUGCUGUUUGUGGAGGCCCUGGGCUCUCAGGCUGUAAUGUUUGAAGCCAUGUUGGGUCUUCCUCAGCUGCUGCAGAACUACAACAACCGCUCCACUCGAGGGAUGAGCGUAAAGAUGGUGCUUUUAUGGACCGCCGGUGACGUCUUUAAGACCACAUAUUUUGUGAUCAAUGAAAGCCCUGCCCAGUUCCUGGUUUGUGGUGCGGUGCAGAUUUUAAUUGACAUUGCUAUCCUGCUCCAGGUGGGCUACUAUGGCCAGGACUCCAGAAUCAAACUUGGCUAAGCAAAGUGUGAUAAUUAUGCUCAUCAACUCUUCUAAAAGGGCAUUAUACAUGAUGUAUUUGAUGUUUGUUUGUUUGUUUUGUUUUUUUAAAUACAAAGUGGGAUUCAAAGUUUGAGAGUACUUAUAUCUCAUUUAUUUCUCGAGUAUUUUAUCAUUUUUAUCACAUAUUUGCCUCAAUCUUUUGAAUCCCACUGCAUAUUUAUGUAUAUUUUUUAUCUUUAAGUUAUGUUAAAGUAUGCAAUUUAAACAAAACUUAAUUUGCCUUCAAUUCAUUAACUAGACAUCCUUAUCCCCUUUUUUAAUGUCGAUGUGGCCAGGAAGACAUUUAACCUUACUACAUCCUUCCAAACGAAUGAUCCCUCACCUUGUUAUUUCUGCAGUAUUUGUCUCUUUGCUAGCUUUUUUGAACGUCAGUAUGCUCUUAGUGCAAUUGAAGUGCUGGGAAAUGCAUGUGCCAAAUGCAUCUGCAACAAACUGAACUCAAACCGCUAGCUCAUUUAUCAACCAUUUGAGGUCCUUUUUCAUUUCAGUGCACUUAAAUCAUUGUUACUCGCAUAGUUGCACAUGAAAAUCCAUAUUUUAAGCGGCAGAUUAAUGUAAGACUUUCAAACCUGAACCUUUGAGUCAAAACAAGUUGCUGAUGAAUGUUUUUUGUUACUUAACUUUAAUUACCACACCAUAUGCGCAGAAAUACCUGAGGGUAUACUAUAAAUAUGGAAUAUACAACUGAUAAAUCAUGUCUGAUUGUUUUGCAAACUUGAAAAACAGAUGGAUUUGUUCAGUUUCAUUAUGACAGAUCAAUACUCGCUCUUUGGCAAAGUAAUUCUGGGAGGGCAGCUAUUAGGUCAACCUCACACUCUCAGCCUCAGGGGAUGCACUGUCAACUGAUGCUAGAGGCUGUGGUCUUUAACAUUAAUUUAACCAUCUCUGCCUUUCACGCCAAUGAUAGUUUAAAUCCUGCUCAGAGCAAGGCAAGUUGAAGUGAAGGGGUUACAUUGGUGCUGUGACCUAGCUGAGAACGAGGGCCAAUUUAUAAUUCUGCAUCGAGUGCAAUGUGGGAUAUGCAUAUGUUCGAAGGCUUCACUGUACCCUGAUGCAGACUCUAAUGUGCAGCUCUUGAAAAAUGUAACUAAUUUAGAUUUUAAAGAGUCUAAAAUCCUGUGAAGGAGGUCCGUAUGCUAUGUGCCCCCUCCCCCCAGUGUAGUUUGUGUUUAAUCUUACAUACUUUUGAUUUGUGUUUAUUUAUGAUCAAAGUUGUACUUCUUUCAGUCCCGCCUCACGAACUCAAAACACUGGCAUGGAAACUUUACACAGUGGAUAAUAGAAACCUCACUUCCUCCUAGCAUAUCUAAAAUGUUAUUGCAGAGCAAGACAGGCAGAAGUUAGAGUAAUAAUGCUUUUAAUGACUUCUGAUACUUGCAGGGGGUGUGCCAUGGCGAAAUGGGAUCUCUUGACUUCAAUACUAUCUCAUGACAAUUUGUAACUUUUUUUAUUUAGUGGCUAAUUCGUAUGAAUUUGUACUAUCUCAUUCAUACAAUUUAGUACGCUUUGGGUUUAGGGGGCAGGGUUGGGUGCCUUGCCUCCUUUUUAAAAUUGUGCAUUUUUAUA
This is a messenger RNA of Danio rerio (zebrafish), 2719 nucleotides long. The record is from RefSeq and is a predicted model, not a curated record. Lineage: Eukaryota; Metazoa; Chordata; Actinopteri; Cypriniformes; Danionidae.